CUUUCCAUAACAAACUGCCAACGUACACCAGCAAAAUGGCUGACCAGCAGAAAAUAAAACAUUUGCGAGAAAAAAUAAGCACUUGGGACCAAAGGACAACAUCAAUGGCACCACUGUCGGAAAGGCAAAAAGACAGUUAUAUGGAUCUGACAUCACAUGCAUCAAAUAGACCAUUACCAAUCGAGCUACCAUUAGAGGAAGCAGGCAGCUUUUCUCAGCAGUUAUCUCUGGUCUCCACUCCAAGCCUCUCUCACAGCGGAGAUUCUCUGGCUGAGGGCUUCUCUUCACUUGGCAUGAAGGAUGACAAAAUUGAGAAUGCACAACAGUUCUUUGACUGGUUCAAUAAAGUGGAGAGUCAGAUGGAGCAGGAAGAAGAGUUGUGCUACAGGUCUUACUGUGAUCAGCUGAGUCAGUAUAAAGAACAAUGUGAUCUUGUGAUGGAGGAGGUCUCAACAGCAUUAGAUCAGCUCAAAGACCUCAAACAGCAGUACGUUCUGGUUGCCACAAAGACCAAUGCUCUACAUGAAGCUUGUGAACAGUCAAUGGCAGACCAGACAAUGUUAGUGAACAAGGCUGAAGCCAUCAGCUGUAAGCUCGACUACUUCAAUGAACUAGAAAGGAUAAAUCAGAAACUGAGCUCGCCGACAUUUGCAGUCACCAAUGACUCGUUUGUCCCUCUCCUGUCCAAGUUGGAUGAAUGUAUUGCUUAUAUCAUCGGCAAUCCCCAGUACAAGGAGUCUGAGCUGUUCCAGGCCAGGUUUAAGCAAUGUUUGAGUAAAGCAUUAACUCUUAUCAAGGCUGCAGUCUUCACUAUUCUCAAUGGAGCUACACAACAGGUGGUCCCAAAGGAUGUGACUAGUACAUCAGAGAAUGCAUUUACUCUGUUCUAUGGAAAGUUCAGAAGCAAUGCUCCUAAGAUCAAAGCCUUGAUGGAACAGGUAGAACAAAGGCUAGACAAAACAUCUGAGUACACAACCUUACUGGAUGACUGCUUACACUGUUACUUCAGUAAGAGAUAUCAGCUCUUGAUGCCUAGCAUACAGAUGGCUGUAUCAGAGCUUGCUACCAAGCAUGCCAGGGAUCACUGCUCUCUUGUUCGGAGUGGUUGCGCUUUCAUGGUGCAUGUCUGUGAGGAUGAGUAUCAACUCUUCUUUCAUUUCUUCUCAAAGUCAUCAGAAAAACUGGAUGCGAUGUUGGAGCAGCUUUGUAUGAGUCUGUACGAUGUCCUACGUCCUCUCAUCAUCCAUAUCAACCACCUUGAAACCCUGGCUGAACUCUGCAGUAUCCUCAAAACAGAGAUGCUUCAAGAUCAUGUACAAGCCAAUCCGAAUGAACUGGGUGCCUUUGCUGCCGUUGCCAAUCAGAUGCUAGAGGAUGUCCAGGAGCGGUUGGUAUACAGGUCAAGUGUUUACAUCAAAUCUGAUAUCCUCAACUACAACCCAGCUUCAGGAGACCUUGCAUACCCGGAGAAACUAGAAAUGAUGGAGAGCAUAGCAGAGAGCCUGCGAGAGCAAAGGCUAAAUGAUUCACGGAGGAACUCUGGUGAUUCGAUUGGAUCAGCGACAAGUCAUGAGGUAGCGGCUCUCAACCAAUCAGGAUCAGCAUUGAUGAGCGGUCAGACCACGCCCCCUGAGGGUAUGAGGUCAACGGUCAUGGCACCUAUAGGUUCUGGUGCAGGCACUGCUACCAUCCAUGUCAAUGCUUCCCUCUCUCCUGCUGACCUACAUGGUAUGUGGUAUCCUACAGUCAGACGUACCUUGGUGUGCCUCUCCAAGCUCUACAGGUGUAUAGACAAAUCUAUCUUUCAAGGUUUAUCACAAGAGAUUCUGCAGUCCUGUAUUCAUUCUCUCAAUGUGGCUUGUCAAGGCAUCACAAAGAGAAAGACCCAACUCAAUGGGCAGCUCUUCCUGAUCAAGCAUCUACUCAUUCUCAGAGAGCAGAUCGCACCAUUCCAGGUGGAAUUCUCCAUCAAAGAGACUGGAUUAGAUUUCAGUACAUUGAAAGCUGCUGCAUAUGGUAUGUUCCAGAAACCGAGAGGUCUGUUUGUCCUUAGUAGCAACAAUUCCUUCCUGGAGUUCCUCUUUGAGGGUGCACCUCAGGUGACGGAGCACUAUGUGGAUUCCAAGAAAGAUGUAGAUCACCAGCUGAAAUGUACUUGUGAGGUAUUCAUCAAACAUGUCACCGACCUCCUGGCUUCAGAGCUCAUCGCAUUCCAGAAGAAGGCUCAAGUGAUCGUUGAUCUUAAUGAAGAGGAGAGUGGAGCUAGCGUGUCCCUUCGAAGUCAGCCAUUUGCAAGUCCAGAGCGUGUUCAUGAGGUUGUAGGGGCGUCUUACAAGCAGAUCAAGACUCAAUUACCCAAGGUCUUUCAAAGUAUGUCUCUAUAUUUGGCGAAUAAAGAUACAGAGUAUAUUCUCUUCAGACCUAUCAAAGCUGGGGUGCAGCUUGCCUACCAGCAGGUGGAGGAGCUGGUGAAAAACAACUACUCAGAAGAAGAUCAACAGAUCAUAGCAUGUCCAUCUAAAGAACAGGUGAAUCUGUUUCUAGCUGCAUCUCCCUGAGCCUCAAGACAGAUCAAGACCAGCGUACCGACAGAAUGAAUAUUUCCCAUCUCGAUGCCAGCCUCCUGCGGGUCCUAGCGAGACAGAUCUUCAGUCUUCUCUAACUAGUGAAGCUCCUCAUCCUGGACAAUCAACUGAUGGUUGUGUAAACCCAUUUACUGCCCUAACCGAGUAGCUCAUUUAUUAAGUCUAUCAGAGUUAGAGAAGUCAGUAGUCAACCAGUUAAGAUUCAUGUUCAUGUACAUCAUCCAUUGGUUAAGUGUUAAUGGUUUUAAGUUUUGUAAUCGCAUGGAAAUAUUUCUCACAAUCUUAAAAUUUGGCUGUAGUUUAUUGGGUAAUAACUGUUUGUAACUGUGAUAUGAGAAGCUAGGAGAGAGAAAAUAUGCUAAAAUAGACCAGGACCUCAAAGUAAGGUUUAGAAAUACAAAAUUCUUGCUCCUUGACAAACUAGUGCAUUUCCUUAUUAUGUGGGGUACGGUACAUGUACAGUAUAAUGGGCUAAGUGGGGGUACUAUUUACCGAUAUUUUGGUGAAUGUAUCGAGAGCUGUUGUAAUUGCAAUACCCCCUUUCUAUUUUGUUUGAUUUGUGUUGUCAAAUGUGCAUUAUUUGUUUUGUGUGUCACAUAUUAAGCACAGGUUGUCUGUUGAGAGCCAGAGGGGGGUUAACACUGUGUUAUACAAACUAGGUAUUAUGGUAGUUAAUGCUCUUCUGGCUCCAAACAGACGAUAUCUCAUUAUUAUUCACAUCCCUUAUUUCCAAAGCCAUGUUAUUUUUCACUGAAUCGCAUUGAAAAACACCCCUUUAGGGGGCGUUUCACUAAACUUGUCACCAGUGACAAACGACAGUUUUUGUUAUAAGCUACUGAAAUCCUUGCUUGUGAUUGACUAUCAGCAGAUUUGUCACUGAUUUUGAGUAAUUUGUCAUUGAAAAAAGGAUUUGUGAAACAGGUCUCUGAUAUGGUUAAGUUUUGAAUGGAAGCAUUGCAAGGUCUCGUCCAUGUCCUUUCUUCUUACAUACAGAUAUCAUCUUGAGUAGGCAUGGAGGUAUUACUUUGAGCUUAGAUAUUAUGACCAAACUCCUCAUCCCUCCAAUAUUAUUUUGCUUGUUCAUAGAAUAUAUGUAUUUUCUUGAUUUUAUGGAAGAUGGACAUUUUAAAGUGUACAAAUCACCUGAAAAGUACAGAUUUGUGUACAGAUGGAAUGCUUAACAUCAAACUCAAUUUUUUUUUGUGGCAGUCUAUAUUUUGUAAAGGGAAAUCCAACCCAAAUAGACAACUACUCUAAAAGA
Molecule: messenger RNA, 3846 nt
Organism: Strongylocentrotus purpuratus (purple sea urchin)
Lineage: Eukaryota; Metazoa; Echinodermata; Echinoidea; Camarodonta; Strongylocentrotidae
Gene: cog3
Product: conserved oligomeric Golgi complex subunit 3
Exons: 22
Coding region: 36-2558 (840 amino acids)
Biological process (GO): intracellular protein transport; intra-Golgi vesicle-mediated transport; Golgi organization
Cellular component (GO): COG complex; membrane; cis-Golgi network
Source: RefSeq, a predicted model, not a curated record